GUGUACGUUAAUUAUUUUCGGAUUAAAACUAUGUUUUUUAGAAUAACAUAUAGUUUGAGGACUGAAAUGAGAUUUUAUUUUCUUGUAUUGUACUCCAAUGCAAUUAACCUUUUUCAUUUGGGGCAGCCCCAUUCGGCCGUUCCAUUCACGCGCUUAUCACAAAGAAAGAACAUCCAUCGUUUCGUCGCCCCUCAAACCGUUAUCACGGACGUCUUCUUUAACGGAAACCGUCGACGUUUAAUCUCAAUCCUUCGCCCUCUUCCUCAGUUGUAGAUUGUUGCAGAGAAUUCGAAGAUCUUUACGUGGAUUAACAUACUCAAGGGUUGAUAGAUUUGUUCUUCCCGAUUUGCCCCACUUCUGAAUUGAUAAAAUUCAUCAGGAACCAUAUUGAUUUUCUGCUCAAAGAAUGAGUGUUGCGGUGUUCUUUUUAGGGUUUUUUUGCUAAACUUCUGUAAAAGGUGGGGUUUUUUCAGAAAAUCCCACAAUUGAAUAGAUAGAAUUAAGAAAUGGGGGAAGAUUUUCUGACAAGCUUAGGUUUUGAAAACUGCCCACCAUCAACAUUCUUGUCAAUGGAUUCAAUCGCCACCUGUCACGAAGAAUCGGACCGAGAUAUGAAUAGGCAGAAUAUUCUUUCCGGACCACCGGAUAUCAAUCUGCCGUUUUCAGUAGAGCAAAGCCCUCCCCCUCAAUUGUGGAGCAACGAUUCGCUCGAUAUGUUCGAUGCUGGUCUUGGAUACCAAGCCGUCGACUCGGAUAAGCUUCUCGAUUUGCCUAAGAUGGGUCGAAAGUGUGCCAAGAAAUUGGAUAGUGUAUGGGGUGCUUGGUUCUUCUUCAGCUUCUACUUCAAGCCCGUUUUGAAAGACAAAUCGAAAUGCAAGAACAUAGUCAACGGGGUUUCGUCGGGCUUCGAAAAAUCCGAUCUUCAACUCGACGUCUUCUUAGUGCAGCACGAUAUGGAAAACAUGUACAUGUGGGUUUUCAAGGAUCGACCCGAAAAUGCACUCGGUAAAAUGCAGUUGAGGAGUUACAUGAACGGUCACGCUCGUCCAGGUCAGCGUCCGUUUCCAUUUAGUGCCGACAAGGGUUUCGUCAGGUCUCAUAAAAUGCAGAGGAAGCAGUACAGAGGACUCUCUAAUCCACAGUGUUUACAUGGUAUUGAGCUCGUUCCAUCGCCUAAUUUUAUAGCCCUCGACGAAGAAGAAAAGAAGAAGUGGGUCGAAUUAACCGGUAGAGAUCUCAGCUUCUCUAUCUUACCCGAGGCGAAAGAAUUCAGUUCUUGGAGAAAUCUCCCAAAUACAGACUUCGAACUCGAAAGUUUGAAGAAUAACAACUCGCACACUAAUCCCACAAAGAAACUUCUUAACGGGUCGGGUUUGAAUUUAUCAACUCAGCCACUAAACCAAGCAAUAAACGGCAAUGGAAUUGAUCUCUUACCUAACAAGAAGAGGAAAGAUUUAUUCGAAGAUUGUUUCUUGCCUAACGAUCUUAACGGAGAGUUCCACACUGUGGAGCAGCCGCAUUGGUUGAGUGAGUUUAGUGGUGUGAUGAAAUAUGUAUAUGGACCCGUAACUGCAGCUAAAACUAUUUACGAAGAUGAAGAAGGAUAUUUAAUACUCGUAACUUUGCCUUUUGCUGAUCCGGAAAAGGUGAAAGUGCAUUGGUGGAAUAAUCUGAGUCACGGUGUGGUGAAAAUCUCGUCUGUGAGUACUGCUUGCAUGCCGUUUGUUCAGAGAGGCGAACGGAGUUUUAAGCUUACUGAUCCAGCACCUGAGCACUGUCCACCUGGCGAGUUUAAAAGAGAAAUCCCGUUGCCUACUCGGAUACCCGAUAAUGCUAAACUUGAAGCGUACUUUGAUAAGAGUGGAACGGUUCUUGAGAUUAAUGUGCCUAAGCAUCGUGUGGGGCCGGAGGAGCAUGAGGUUACUGUGUGCCUUCGCCCGCCGAAUGAAUUUGGUUUGUCUUGAAACGAGGUGUUUUAUUUAAGUGGGGGAGAUUAAAGUACUGAUUGAGUAGGGUUUUUACUAAUAAGUAAUGAAAGUUAUACGUAGAUUAUAUUGAUUUCUGACUUGGCUCGAGCUCGAUGCUCUUUGCACCUUCGUCUUUUUUUUAUCCCUGAACUGUUGAUAGUUUUAGUUUGGGAAUUUAUUUUAUUUUUUUGGGGGUAAAUUACGGUUACCGUGAAGUAAGACUAAAUAACUUAGAAACCUUCGUGAUAUUGGUCAUUACAAAUACCCCCGAGCUAUUUCUCCGUACCCGUGUGAGUAACGAAAUCUUGAAGAUUCCAUUGAAUAUUCGUUAUGAAUUUCCAAAUUUACCCCAGGGUUAAAUGUAAUAUUUUGUCUUAUCCUAGGGAUACCCGUUAAUUUACCGAUAGAUUUAUCAUUUUUUUUUUGUUUAAUAAAAGGGUAAUUUAGACAGUUCCGUUAAGGUUUCCUACGGGCUGUUAGUUUUAAGGGGUAUUUGUAAUUUACUAAUACUAUAGGGGUUUGUAAGUUAUUUAGCUUGGGUACCCGUAAUUUAGUUUAGAUUCCGAAGUGAUUGGGAAUAAAGGUGAAAUUCUUA
Messenger RNA from Erythranthe guttata (spotted monkey flower), 2562 nucleotides. RefSeq lists its product as uncharacterized. Lineage: Eukaryota; Viridiplantae; Streptophyta; Magnoliopsida; Lamiales; Phrymaceae. The record is from RefSeq and is a predicted model, not a curated record.